CCUUCUCCUUAUACUUGUUUUUUUCCUGUCUUUAAAACCUGAGUCUAUCCUUAAUAAUCUGCAUUGAAAAAGAAAAAUGGUUAAUUAUGUUUAAUCAUAUGAAAUUGCUGACCUACAAAAAUAAAACCAUUUCAUAGAUUUAUUAGUAAAUAUCUAAAGAAAUGAGGAGUCUGAUGUCAAAGAGAAGGGCAAAUGAGGGGUCUGAGGCCAAGAGAAGGGUCAGUUUUAGAGGUGCCAGCUCUUCCUGGGACAGGAGGUGCUUCAGUGUGGUUACACUGGAUGUGACAGUUGCAGCCCCCAACAAUGUUCAACACUGGCAGUGAACUGUAGGUUUCGCAGCCCAUUCUGACAGCUGGUUUGUAUUCAGGGCUCAAGAAUCAGUGGAUCCCAGACUGAAGAGACCAUGUAUAACUUGAGUUGUUAUAACCCCAGUUCCUUUGUCUUUGUUGGAAUACCUGGCCUGGAGAAGUUCCACAUGUGGAUUGGGAUUCCCUUUUGUGUCAUCUAUGUUGUGGCUGUUGUGGGCAAUUGCAUCCUUCUCUACCUCAUUGCAGUUGAGCACAGCCUUCAUGAGCCCAUGUUUUUCUUCCUCUCUAUGCUGGCCACCACAGACCUCAUCUUGUCCACUGUCACGGUGCCCAAACUACUCAGUAACUUCUGGAUUGGCUCCCAAGAAAUAACCUUUUCUGGUUGUCUAACUCAGAUGUUCUUCCUCCACUUCAGCUUUGUGGUGGACUCAGCCAUUCUGCUGGCUGUGGCAUUUGAUCGCUAUGUGGCCAUCUGCUUCCCCUUGAGAUAUAGCGCCAUCCUGACUCCGCAAGUGAUCAUCAAGCUUAUGGUGAGCAUUGUUGUGAGAAGCUUCUCCAUCAUCCUACCACACGUUUUCCUGCUAAAACGGUUACCCUUUUGCAGGACACAUAUCAUCCCUCACACCUACUGUGAGCACAUAGGUGUUGCUCAGCUUUCAUCUGCAGACAUCUCCAUCAACAUCUGGUAUGGGUUUGCUGUACCUCUCAUGACUGUCAUCUCAGAUGUUAUCUUCAUUGCUGUUUCCUAUGCCUUCAUCCUUUGUGCUGUAUUCCAACUCUCAUCCCAGGGUGCCCGCCAAAAAGCCCUCAGCACCUGUGGUUCCCAUGUCUGUGUCAUCCUCAUGUUUUACACCCCUGCCUUCUUCUCCAUCCUUGCUCAUCGCUUUGGGCAAAGUGUCCCUCAAAAUGUGCUUAUCCUGUUUGCCAACCUCUAUGUGGCCAUCCCUCCUGCUCUAAAUCCUAUUGUUUAUGGAAUGAAGACAAAGCAGACACAGGACAAAUUUAUUCUCCUCUUCUCUUUGAAGAAGUCACAAUGAGUGGACACUGAAGGAGAAAUGUAUGUAAAAUUGAUCUGGUGAAAUUUUGUGUAACAUGGGACAACAUGAAGAUAAAGCUAUAACUCUUAUUAAUUUGAAAUUUCAGCAUUCUACCUAUGUGCAAAGUAUAGGCAAGAGGGAGAGGGGAGAGAGAAAAAU
This is a messenger RNA of Rhinopithecus roxellana (golden snub-nosed monkey), 1504 nucleotides long. RefSeq names its product olfactory receptor 52H1-like. Gene Ontology annotation, molecular function: olfactory receptor activity; G protein-coupled receptor activity. The transcript has a single exon. NCBI's taxonomy places the organism in Eukaryota, Metazoa, Chordata, Mammalia, Primates, Cercopithecidae. Gene Ontology annotation, biological process: G protein-coupled receptor signaling pathway. The coding region runs from base 404 to 1345 and encodes 313 amino acids. Gene Ontology annotation, cellular component: membrane. The record is from RefSeq and is a predicted model, not a curated record.